UGUGUAUGCGGCUGGAGGAGGAGGAGGAGGAUGGGACACUGCUGAUGCUGAUGCGAGAGCAUUCGCCGUCUGUGAUCAACAUCGGUGGUACUGACUGCCAAACGAUGGAGCUCCUUGGCCUCAUUUCACCCCUCGCUCGUUUCGCUGUGGUUUUCGACGAGGGCCGCUGAGACGGACGCGUUUUUGGGACGGGAACAAUAGAGGAAUUUGAGGAGGAAAGAGCGGUUUUCGUCUCGUCAUUCGUCUGGCCUGUCUUCUCACUGACACAGGUGGAUUUGCCGCUGGAAAAACGGCGUCGACAUGAAGAAUUAAUCCCGGACCGAGGCGACAAUUUCCGUAAUUAUCUCUUAAACCGUGACAUACUGAAGCUCAAAUUAUCGUUUCAUUUAUAUGAGAAGGGACGAAGGUGGACUGUUUGGCGUGUGGGCUAGCUAAUAGGCUAAUUUUCGCUAGCUAGUCAGUUAGCAGCUCCGGUGUCCAAUGGCACGAAAGAAGUGGGAUGCUCGAAGGAGGAGUUAACGGUAGUUGCUAGCAUAAAUUCAUUUGGGGGAAAGGCAGUCGGUGUUGCAUGUGGUAGUCCGCUUUAUAAUCGGAGAUUUAAUACACAGCUUGAGGUUAAUUACGGUCUGAGUCGCUGUGUUUCCACCGUUUCCUCGCAGCACCGUCGGCUCCUCAGCAAAUUAGCCUCCGAUGGAUACGGUUCGAUAAUCGGCUAAGAAAGCUAAUGUUGACAAACACUCGUGACUCGACGCGUUAAUUCUUAACUUUAUAGUGCGGCUCUUUGGCAGAGAUGCUGCCGGUUGUGUUUAUCGGUUCAGCUCCGAGACGUUAUUUCGGUGAUUUAGUAGUUUCCUGGUCGACGUGAAGCAUGUUGCUGAUGGAUGUGCUCAAGCUAAAACGUUCGGCAACAUCAACCAGGACUGGACCUGCCAUGACGGAAGGGGACGUAGUGAGUCAGGACGCAUUCACAUCAUAAUCUGUAAGGUUGAAAAAUUAACAUGACUGCUAAAUUUAGGUAACGUCGUUGUCGAGAUGUGGCUGUCAGAAGUUAAACCUACAGGUACAGUUUGUUAAACCGUUGUCAGACUAACUAUUCGUCUUCUUUACGUUGUUAUUUAUUAAAUCACAAUAUCUGUCAGCGUAUUUUAACUGUUUACGUGAGAACAUGAUUGUACGAAGUCCACACUUGGUUUAUGGUUUCAUUGAAGACGUGUAGUGCCAUAUAAAAGCAUGGCAUUAAAACUGAAGAGCUGGAUCUUGAUUACAGCAGUGAGAUAAAACGUCUGAAGCUCUCCAAAGUUCGCGAGAGGAGGACUAAGCCAGUCUAAAUGGAACCGACAAUUCUGUCUGGCCCUCUGGGGCACACACAGUGGGAGUCAGAACAGCCAUUUCCUCUUGGAUUUCAAACACUGGAUACAGACAAUGGAGGUGUGCCCUGUCAAAGCCAGAGUGGUCAGACAGGUUUGGAUUUCAGGAACCAGGAUCAGACAUCCCACCUAAGUGAAGCAGGAAAGGUUGAUAAACCAGUAGAAUUGGACAAGCUCAUAAAUCAGUUGUCUUGUGGAGAAUUGCAAUUUGAGGGAGAUCACUCCCCUGUUUCUCAAGCUUCCCUCCAUAUAGAGGACUUGUCUUACACAGAAAAAAUUGAGGGACUUGAUGAAAUCAGUGACAGCACUUUAUCGUGGCUAUUUUCUCCCAACUUUCCUGAUGUGAUUGGGAAAAAUUAUGCCUCUAAGGAGCUGAAUCUUACGCAGGAUUCCCCUCUCGAGGACUCAGAUGUGUACAGUGGUCAGGCUGAGCUAAUAAACCUCAGUGUGCCCGCUUCUCCGGUGAAGAUUUCUCAAAGGAAUUCUGAAACGAAGACAGGGGAUCCAUUUUUAUUAGUAGAUUUCCUCUCUGAUCAACACCCCUGCCUCACCCCAGAGUCUAUAGGUGAGUUGAACCCACAGGGUGUCACUGAAGAGGCAGCAGACCUGUCACGAGAUGAACAGGCAGGCCCCCCUCCCUCACAGAGUAUGGAGACUUUGUCACCUGAAAUUGGAGACAAAGGUUCAUUCCCUGAUCAAGUGACUGAUCUGCUUGUAACCAGUAGCACUACCCUGGAAGGUUUACCUGACAGCUGCCUCCUGCAGAACCACAUCAGCACACAACUGGAGUGUUUUGAAGGAUCUGUGCCUUUGUUGGAUUUUGAGGUUCCAGAUAUCGACAGCAGUCUGAGUUUGUGCCCUGCUAGUCCUGCCUCUGUUAUCUGCACGGACGCUCCAUCAGAUGUAUCAACAGAGGCGUCAGAGGUGGUACGUGCAGAAGCUACUGUAACUGAAAGUCUUACUUCAGAGCCACAAGGUGAGAAUGACUCACUUGCUCCGCAUUUGUCAGACAAAACUUCACCGCUGACACUGCCUCCAGCUGAAGAUGCUCUCAUUCAGGGUGAUUUCACCAGUGAGAGUUGUCCUGUGGAGAACGCGUCUAAGGAUUUGAUGGAAGACGAAAUUUUUUCUGAAGCCAAAAAUCAGGGGGAAAUGGCUUUGGAUCCAUGCUUGAUUGUUGAAGAAGUCCGUGAGGAAGAAUCGUGGGACUUGAAGCCGCCCGAGGAUGCACAGAGAGGAGGUGUUCCUGAUCUGACAGCUGAGCAGAGGGAAGAGGAGAGGCCGGCAAACAACAACCAGCUGGAGCUUUCAGAUUGUAAUGAAGUGGCACCUUUUGAUUUUUCAGUUCAGGACUUGAACACCUCUUCUCCUGAGGCUGGAUGGACUAGUGAGCAAGCUGUGGAGACACUUUCCCUCUCCAAGAUGGUGGUAGAUGACUCACUGCCAAUGGUCUCAGCUGUGAAUACGAGGGAGGAAGAUGUCUCCCCGCUAAAAGCUGUCUUCGACGCUUUAGACCAAGAUGGAGAUGGCUUCGUUCGUAUCGAGGAGUUUAUGGAGUUUGCUGCUGCCUACGGUGCUGAUCAGGUAAAGGAUCUGACCAAAUUUUUGGAUCCCAGUGGCCUCGGAGUGAUCAGCUUUGAAGACUUUCAUCGUGGAAUCUCUGCAAUUAGCAACGGAGGACCAGAGCCGCAGCUCUACAAUGUAAACUACAGUCCAGGGGAUGGAGCUGUGGGCUGUCCUGAGGAGUACGAUGAGCAAAAUGAGGUGACAGACAGUGCAUACCUGGGCUCCGAGAGCACUUACAGUGAGUGUGAGACCUUCACUGAUGAGGACACGGGGGCCCUCGUACCACCAGAGAUGCACGAAGAUGUGGAGACUGACAGCGGCAUCGAGGCGACGCUGCACGACCCUGAAGAUGGCGGAAAUAGGUUUUCUCUGAACUCUGAGCUCCAUAACCACUCCCUGGUCACUGUCAUCGGUGGAGAGGAGGAACACUUUGAGGACUUUGGGGAAAGUAAUACCUCAGAGCUGCUUCUAGAGACCAGCGUAGACGGGCCGGAGGGGGAGGGUGACUCACCCCUCACACAGCCCCCUGAGCAGGUCAAUGGGUCAUCACUGCUCUCUCCCAGUGCACCCGCUUCUCUCCCUGACUGCUUUCAGAGCUUCCUCAGGGAGGAGGCGCUGGACUUUUUCUGUAGCCAGUGUCACAAACAAAUAAGUCGACUCGAGGACCUCUCCACUCGUCUCAAUUUCCUAGAGAUGACUAGUGCUGGCAAGAGGCUGUCCAGCAAGAAAGUCGCGAGACACCUCCUUCAGAACAGCUCCAUGACUCUGGACACCAUGAGUGACUUAACGCGGGACAUCCUGGAGCUCGCUGACAACGACAUCACAGACAAGGUGCUCCUCCUUGAGCGUCGAGUGGCGGAGCUGGAGAAGGAGUCUGAAGCGUCAGGAGAGCAGCAUGCUCGACUGCGCCAGGAGAACCUUCAGCUGGUGCACCGGGCCAACGCUUUGGAGGAGCAGCUGAAGGAGCAGGAGCUCUACGCUGACGAACAACUGCAGCAGGAGACUCGUCGUCACAAGGAGGCCAUGUCCAAGCUGGAGAGAGAGCGGGGGCUGGAGCUGGAAAACAUGCAGGCCAGGCUGCAGCAGCUGGAUGAGGAGAACAGCGAGCUGAGGUCAUGUGUUCCUUGUCUUCGAGCAAACAUCGAGAGGCUAGAAGAGGAGAAGAGGAAGCUGCAGGAUGAGACGGAGUCAAUGACCGACAGGCUUCAGGACGAGACGGAGUCCCGCAGGAAGAUGGGCGACAAGCUGAGCCACGAGCGCCACCAGAGCCAGAAGGAGAAGGAGUGCACUCAGGAGCUGAUUGAAGACCUGCGUAAACAACUGGAGCACCUGCAGCUGUACAAGUUGGAGGCUGAAGCAAAGAGAGGACGCACGCCUGGUGCAGGGUUACAGGAGUAUCAGACCCGCACACGCGAAGCCGAGUUGGAGCAGGAGAUCAAACGGCUCAAACAGGACAACCGCACUCUGAAGGAGCAGAAUGACGAACUAAACGGCCAGAUCAUCAACCUGAGCAUCCAGGGAGCCAAGAAUUUAAUGUCGGCCUCCUUCUCUGACUCCCUGGCAGCCGAGAUCAACUCUGUGUCUCGUGCAGAGCUGAUGGAGGCUAUUCACAAACAGGAGGAGAUCAACUACAGGCUCCAGGACUACAUCGACAAAAUCAUUGUGGCCAUCAUGGAGUCCAACCCCUCCAUCCUCGAAGUCAAAUAGACGCCAUAGGCUUACAGUGACACCACAGGCAACCAAGAGAGGAUGUAAAAAUAUUCAUUUUGGUAGGAAAAAAAUGACGACAACGCACUCAACUCCUCCCCAGAAAUGGAAAAAUUGAAGAUUUCUAAGAAGUCCAUGGCUGUCAGUGAAAAAUAAGCUGUUUUUUUUUUUUUUAGUUGGAUAUCCCUCGAGUCUGUGCUUGUUUGUGAGCGUACGUGUUGGCCUUCCUGAAAACACUCGGGUUCCGGUGACUUCCAUGUAUUUGGCUGGAGGGACCUGAGUCUGCCCUGUUGAGCGAGUGAAUGUGUAAAUGUUUUGGGCAGCAUCAUAAAGAGUAGAAUAUUUUCCCGUCCCUUUCCAAAAAGCAAAAGUGUCAACGUUUGAUUGAGCUAGAAAAACGAUCAGACUAUUUAUACCUAAAGGCCUUAACUGAAAGGUGAUCAAAGUAUUCAUUGACGAUGCGUACACCACACAUGCCUCAGUGCAGGCGGUCUAGUCUCACUGGCGGUAUGUGGGCUGAGAUCUCCUGCACCGCGCUGAAUCGUGUUUUGAUCACAAAGCCGCAUGAAGCUCUGGUCAGGAGGAAAGUAGUCUUUAACAUUUUUAGAGCUUGCCGUGCCGCCUGCGUUCUGUCCUUUAACCACGUUCAGCUGUCUUUCCAGUGAACCCAAGUGAGGGACGUUUCUGCUGGAAAAGCCUGGAGGGUUUCGUUUGUGUGUGCCGUUUGUGUGAGGUGUUCCACAUUCAUCUUUUGCUCUUAAGCUUUUGAAGAAGGUGGGUGAAACUAGGAGGAGCGGCACAGUGUGAGCUCGUUUUCUAAUUUGCUUCAUCGUUUAUUUUUACAAUGAAACAGGGUCCUGGAGCUCAGGUGGGCUGGAAGCCUCAAGGGGAAAAGACACUACAUCUCCCAUCACUCCCUGGCACAAGCAUUACAUAACUCAAACUUAAAUUAUUGACUGGAUAAUGGAAGAAAAAAAACGGCUUAAACUCUCCAAACACUUGAAUUAAGCUUGAAGGGAAACAGGUGAGUGAUCCUGGAAGUUGUAGUUUUAUUUUUUUUACAGUGCAGCCCACCUGACUCCUGUGUUCUCUUGCUGAGUGAAAGUUGUAGGGAAGCUUCUCCAACAUGUUUUGUUUUUUUUUCUCCUGCACAAGUGUCAGUAAAAAUGUUAUUGAAACGCUGACAUUUGACAGCUUGUAUGUGAAGAAUCAAAUGGUUGUAUUUUUGCACUACGUUUUGUUUUUGUCGAUAGAAAAAAGUGUUUAUUGUGAAGGGAUCAAAUCGUAAAUGAAGAUCAUAUCGAAGCCUAUGUGAUGAUAAAAAGCAUCACCUUAUAACAAUACAUAUUUAAUUGGAUUUACUGAAGAGCCCAACUGAAUAUCCUGCAGCCAUAUCUAAAGAUUAGUUGAAUCCUCAUUUGUAUACUGUAUUUUUUCAGUCGUCAAGAGUUCAAAUGAGCUUCUCGCUGGCUGACUGUCAGCUUUAUCUUGACCUAAUCUGCAUAUAUCAUUGAGGAGUGGUGACAGACCUUGGUAGCAAUAAUGCUUGGCAAGAAAGUGGACAUCGGUGGAGGGCAGAUUUAUAAAGAACUGCUCCGUAUUUCCUCUGCUGAAGCAAUUCCUGCUUUUUGCUGUAAAUCAAAAGUACAGCACAAUGAUGUGUGGACUGAUUGCGUGCUUAAUCGGUACUGUGCAGCCGUCUUUCAAUGCUUCUGGACGUCUCUUUUCGGCCUGGAUAGUGGACAUUUGCGUUGGAUUUACACGCCAGGCAUCUCGAUGGAUUUCUAUCGCUGGAGACGGGGAGGUUAUUUUUGUCCAAACAGCACGGCGUUCUGCACCAAUACGCUCAGAAGAAUUCCUAUUUUUCACCCAGUUCACCUCCAAAUCUCACUGCUCUUCUUCACCUGCCACUCCGCGGAAAAAAAAAAUGGCCUUGGAUGUAAAUGACUUGUACAUGUAAAGUUUUUUCUACACUCACUCUAGAUUCUAGGUAUUUUUAUAGUGGGGGAAAAGAAAGGAGCGUUUCUUUUUCUCGUCUUAUGCUGAGAGACAGCUGCCUGUAUUCUUCUCUAGCAUGUAGCGUGUACAGUAUCUGUUGGAUUCUCAUUAUUUUUCUCUCGUUUUGAAAUCACAUGCAGAUAUUUAUUCAACUCACAACUGCGAUCUGUUCUGCUGAAAAUAUGUUUGUACAUUUUUGAAUUCACGAGGGGAGAUUUAAUUCGCAGCGGGUGAGUUUCUGGGAGAAUUUAUUGAUUUAAGGGAAACUUUUCAACGAGGAAAGCUAUGUCGUCUCUUUGGGGUGAGUCGCCGCCGUGUGCAAAAAGCUUGAAUGUGACCUGGGUCGUUUGUUGAGGUCCGUGCACUCUUCCGAUAACGCUGAUGUUGCUUCGACCUCUUCGGGGGAGUGAUUUAGAUAAGGCACAGCGUGCAGUUUCUGCUGUUGUCUUCCCAGAUGGAGUCAGGUACUGCAUGGAAACACAGAUUUCUUUAUUGUAUAUUUCUGAUUCACUUAUUCGACUGACAAAUCAUACGCUAUAACAUCCGUCAGUGGAGUUGUAGGUUGUGAGACCUCGUAAUGACACCUUAAACCUCAUAUCCAGGCUUGCCGAGUUCAGCUUUCUGCCUUUUCCGUGCGACUGGAGGUUUUCCCAGCGGAUUUAUUUCUCUUCAACAAUGAAUCGUUUAUGCUAAAUAGCGGUAACGGGAUGACACCGGCGGGCUUUUACUACACUUAAUUCUCUCCUCGAUUCAUAUUUUUAUCGUCUGUUUCUGACAGAUAGUUUGAGGAUUGGCAACAGUAUGAUUAGACAGCGAGACCACAGAGCUGAUAAAACGUUUGCACUUUAACCGGAUCUGAUUUCUCCAUUUUAACACCUGUUUUUAAAACGACCAAAGAUAAGACGUCUGGACCGAUCACUUUAUCAGGGUUCGUGAUCCCACUUUUUUUGGUAACACUUGCCUCUUCUUUACAAAUCACAAAUCAACAGCUUGUCCUGGAAGAAAGAAUAAGAACUGGCCUGCUAGUCUAAACACUGUGCCUCUGUGUCUCAAACUUUGCCUCUAAACUAACCUGAUAUUGAGCCCUGGGAAAAGCACUGACCACGUGACUGUCAGUUUGUUAAAUUAUAUUGAUGAAACGGAAACUGUAAAUAUGAAUUGUCAUUUUUUUGUGGACUUUAUUCUUUUCUUUUCCUCUCACGCUCACUUCCAGUGUCCAAAGAAAGUUUGCUCAAGGCACAAACAUCACUACUGGAGUAGUGCAUGGCUUGCCAUUAACGUGACAUGGGAAGAUUAAAAAGAGAAUAUUGUAGAAAAGAGAAACUGUACAACUUAAAUUUAUGCCUAUUUUCAAAGAUAAAUGUAUAAAUUAUAACAGUAUUGGUUACAGCUGUAUAUUAUUUUUGAAGAUCCCCAAAAUGAUCUAAUCCUAAUUGUUACUGGGGAAAUAUAAUUUCAGUCAUUGUAAAAAGAGACAAUUUAAAGGUAAGCAGUGAAAGUAAGAUUAGAAAAAUAAAUGGAAUAAAAGAA
This is a messenger RNA of Acanthochromis polyacanthus (spiny chromis), 8168 nucleotides long. It is a transcript of the gene rab11fip3, whose product is annotated as RAB11 family interacting protein 3 (class II). The record is from RefSeq and is a predicted model, not a curated record. Gene Ontology annotation, molecular function: calcium ion binding. The transcript is spliced from 14 exons. Gene Ontology annotation, cellular component: cleavage furrow; endocytic vesicle; recycling endosome membrane. The coding region runs from base 1329 to 4640 and encodes 1103 amino acids. Gene Ontology annotation, biological process: endocytic recycling; regulation of cytokinesis. Lineage: Eukaryota; Metazoa; Chordata; Actinopteri; Pomacentridae.